Fusarium pseudograminearum CS3096 is the source of this 1095-nucleotide messenger RNA. RefSeq lists its product as uncharacterized. Gene Ontology annotation, molecular function: 2-oxoglutarate-dependent dioxygenase activity. The record is from RefSeq and is a predicted model, not a curated record. The coding region runs from base 1 to 1095 and encodes 364 amino acids. The transcript is spliced from 3 exons. Gene Ontology annotation, cellular component: cytoplasm. Lineage: Eukaryota; Fungi; Ascomycota; Sordariomycetes; Hypocreales; Nectriaceae.
AUGUCGACUACCACCAUCACAGAGACACAGGCGCAACGCACUGUUCCCAUCAGCCUUGAAGCAAACAAAUAUCCAGAGCCUUUGACUACUUCAGGAGCCCUUGACAAGUUCAACUUUGAAGAGUCAACACCCGUCAUUGGCCGUGAAUACCCUAACGUCAAUCUGGUUGACGAUAUUAUUAAUGUUAAAAAUGCUGAUGAACUGAUCCGUGAUCUGGCCAUCACUAUCUCUGAAAGAGGAGUCGUCUUCUUCCGCGCCCAGGAUAAUCUCACAGAUGACCUCCACAAGGAACUUGUGCAACGUCUUGGCCAACUCACCAACAAGCCAUCAGCAUCAACCCUUCACAUCCACCCUCUACUCAACGGCAGCAACGAGUUUGGUGUAGAAGACAAUGAAAUCAGCGUCAUCUCAUCCCAAUCCCACUUCUUCCAAGAUAGAGAGAAAGAUAGAGAUGACCGCAAGCAAGGCGCUGCCAGCUGGCACAGCGAUAUUCAGUUUGAAGAGUACCCAGCCGACUACACAAGUCUGCGCCUUACCAAGCUUCCAGCCGGAGGUGGUGAUACGCUCUGGGCUUCGGGGUAUGAGCUAUAUGAUCGAUACAGUGAUCCGUACCAGAAGUUCUUUGAAGGCUUGACCGCGACGUUUUCGGGUGAUGGGUUUCUCAAGGCCCGUGAUGCUCGACCUGAUCACUUCAAGAUUUAUGAGGAGCCACGCGGUCAUCCUGAGAACAUCGGCGACGCGCUCAAGACUUCGCAUCCAGUAGUCCGAACAAAUCCCGUUACAGGCUGGAAGUCUCUCUUCGCAGUGGGCAACUUUCCCAGGCGUAUCAAUGAAUUGAGUGCUCGAGAGAGUAAAGAGUUACUCGAGUCAUUCUAUAAGCGGAUUGAAGAGAACCAUGACUUGCAAGUGCGAUUCAGAUGGAGAAGCCCUAACGAUAUUGCAUUCUGGGAUAACCGUAGUGCGUUCCAUAGCGCCACUAAUGAUUAUGAUGGUCUUGGUCAGAGAGAGGGUCAUCGUGCUGUUGGAAUUGGCGAGAAGCCUUACUUGGACCCUAACAGCCUUUCCAGAACCAAGGCUUUGAGAAACAAGAACUAA